Molecule: messenger RNA, 2896 nt
Organism: Aspergillus pseudotamarii
Lineage: Eukaryota; Fungi; Ascomycota; Eurotiomycetes; Eurotiales; Aspergillaceae
Gene: hsp90
Product: chaperone Hsp90
Exons: 5
Coding region: 499-2448 (649 amino acids)
Biological process (GO): cellular response to heat; protein folding; protein stabilization
Cellular component (GO): perinuclear region of cytoplasm; protein-containing complex; cytosol
Molecular function (GO): ATP hydrolysis activity; ATP-dependent protein folding chaperone; ATP binding
Source: RefSeq, a predicted model, not a curated record
UUUUUAAUUAUACAUAAUUUUUAAAAAAAAAAAAUUUCUUCCGUUAGAGAACCAUGGAUUCAAUCCAGGCUGUGGUGUUGUAUCUGGUAUCGAGUAGAAGAGACUGGAAGAUCCCCGUCGAGACAAGGCGGAGAGAGCGUGGAAGUUGCUGGAUCGCCGUAGAAACGCCCGCGCCGAAUUUUUGUCCCUCAGCCAAACAUUAAGUUCUCCGCCCCGUCGCUUGCGGCAGCUUUUCUUUUCUUCAUUCAUUCUCACACUGUUCUCCUCCUUUCUUCUCCUCCUCAACUAUCUAUCUUAAGUCUGUUUUCCCUUCUGGAGCAGGUCUUUUUUUUUUUUUUAAUCUCACUCUCCCAUCGUCCUUUUUUAUCUGUGAUUUAACGAUCUUACGUUGUACCUUAUUCACGUAGAUUUACAAUGAAUAUCUUGGGGUUCUAUAUGGUAUACUUGUGACUAACACAACAUUCGACGUGGAAUAGAAUAUAACCUACAUCCCGCAUCAUGUCCGAGACCUUUGAGUUCCAGGCUGAGAUCUCUCAGCUCCUCUCUCUUAUCAUCAACACUGUCUACUCCAACAAGGAGAUUUUCCUGCGUGAACUUAUCUCCAACGCCUCCGAUGCCCUUGACAAGAUCCGCUAUGAGUCUUUGUCGGACCCAUCCAAGCUCGACUCGGGCAAGGACCUCCGCAUCGAUAUCAUUCCCAAUAAGGAGGCUAAGACCUUGACUAUCCGUGAUACCGGUAUCGGUAUGACCAAGGCUGACCUGAUCAACAACCUUGGUACCAUCGCUCGCUCUGGUACCAAGCAGUUCAUGGAAGCCCUCUCCGCAGGUGCCGAUAUCUCCAUGAUUGGCCAGUUCGGUGUUGGCUUCUAUACCUUCACCCUCACCCAGACUGACUACCUCAACGAGAGCCGCAUCAAGGAGGUUGUUCGCAAGCACUCCGAGUUCAUCUCUUACCCCAUCUACCUCCAUGUUUUGAAGGAAACCGAGAAGGAGGUUCCUGACGAGGAGGAGGAGACCAAGGAAGAGGAGGGCGAUGAGAAGAAGCCCAAGAUUGAGGAGGUUGAUGAAGAAGAAGAGAAGAAGGAGAAGAAGACCAAGACUGUCAAGGAGAGCAAGAUCGAGGAGGAGGAGCUCAACAAGACCAAGCCCAUCUGGACCCGUAACCCUGCUGAUAUCACCCAGGAGGAGUACGCUGCCUUCUACAAGUCCCUCUCCAAUGACUGGGAGGAUCACCUUGCUGUCAAGCACUUCUCCGUUGAGGGUCAGCUCGAGUUCCGUGCCAUCCUCUAUAUUCCUAAGCGUGCUCCUUUCGACCUCUUCGAGACCAAGAAGACCAAGAACAACAUCAAGCUCUAUGUUCGCCGUGUCUUCAUCACCGACGAUGCCACCGACCUCAUUCCUGAGUGGCUCAGCUUUAUCAAGGGUGUUGUUGAUUCUGAGGACCUUCCUCUUAACCUGUCCCGUGAGACCCUGCAACAGAACAAGAUCAUGAAGGUUAUUAAGAAGAACAUUGUCAAGAAGACCCUUGAGCUCUUCACCGAAAUUGCCGAAGAUCGUGAGCAGUUUGACAAGUUCUACUCUGCCUUCAGCAAGAACAUCAAACUUGGUGUCCACGAGGAUGCUCAGAACCGCCAGACCCUCGCUAAGCUGCUCCGUUACCAGUCUACCAAGUCGGGUGAUGAGGUCACCUCCCUCUCCGACUAUGUCACCCGCAUGCCUGAGCACCAGAAGCAAAUCUACUACAUCACUGGCGAGUCUAUCAAGGCUGUCGCCAAGUCUCCUUUCCUUGACAGCCUCAAGCAGAAGAACUUUGAGGUUCUCUUCCUGGUUGACCCCAUUGAUGAGUACGCUUUCACUCAGCUAAAGGAGUUUGACGGCAAGAAGCUUGUCGACAUCACCAAGGACUUUGAGCUUGAGGAGUCCGAGGCGGAGAAGGCUGAGCGUGAGAAGGAGGAGAAGGAGUUCGAGGGUCUCGCCAAGAGCCUCAAGAACAUCCUCGGUGAUAAGGUGGAGAAGGUUGUUGUCUCCCACAAACUUGUUGGCUCUCCUUGCGCCAUCCGUACUGGUCAGUUCGGUUGGUCUGCCAACAUGGAGCGUAUCAUGAAGGCCCAGGCCCUCCGUGACACCUCCAUGAGCUCCUACAUGUCUUCUAAGAAAACCUUCGAGAUCUCUCCCAAGUCUGCUAUCAUCAAGGAGCUCAAGAAGAAGGUCGAGGCUGAUGGCGAGAGCGACCGUACCGUCAAGUCCAUCACUCAGCUUCUAUUCGAGACCUCUCUCCUGGUUUCCGGUUUCACUAUCGACGAACCUGCCAGCUUUGCCGAGCGCAUCCAUAAGCUUGUGUCUCUUGGUCUGAACGUUGACGAGGAGGCAGAGACCUCGGAGGAGAAGGCCGCUGAAGAGGCUCCUGCCGCUGCCACUGGCGAGAGCUCCAUGGAGGAGGUUGACUAAAUGUUUCGGCAGCAACGGAAACGAAACUCAACUGCUUUUAUGACCUAUUAUCUAAAACUGUUCCAGCGGUAUUUGCAUCAGGGUUAUCUUACAUCACUGACUCGUAUUGCUGUUUCAUUUGGGACGGGUGAAAGGUGGUUUCUAGUUACGAUGUGAAUUUUAAUCUUUCGGCGUUUUGAGCGUUUGCUUUCCAUAUCAUACUACAUUAAAUUAUUACGUCUGAUCCAUGACUUUUACUUUCGCUCACUUCUCCGGGUUCGGAUAUUGAGUGAUCUUAAACAGGUAGAACCUUUUUCCAAUAAAGGCCAAGGCUUCAACUAUUACUAAGUCUUGUAUAUUCAUGUAUAUGCUCGAAUUAAUGAAAUGCUAAUGUCCGAUCUUGCUGGGGGGAACUAAGCUGCCUUCUACCUGCGCGUAGUCUGGCUUAUAUUGAGCGAUCAAGGAAUGA